AUGGCAGAAGCAGCAGGGGUCUUGUAUGCAGUCGAGCACCUAGUCGAAGGUGGCCUCGCGCUGGCCAAAGGCAUUUACGACCCAACUCUCCCACUCAAAGCAACCAUCAGACCUAUCACUGAUGUAGACUUACCACGAGUACAUCACAGUAUUUCUGAGGUCAAAGGGAGGGCAUACAUCUUUGGAGGAAAAACGCAUGGUAACCAGGUUAGUAACGUUUUGGAGGACAUAAUCAAGAACGAGAUGACUGAUAAACUCCAGCUAGCUGACAAUGCUAUGCACAUGAUCAUUCUUCCUUCCUCAGGUAUAGAAAGCACAGAUUAUCAACGCCUUGAACCGACAUCUGCAUCUCCACCUGCAAGAUAUGGUCACAGUACAGCAGUCAUAGACGACCAAAUCUACAUCUUCGGUGGCUCGGACGCGAACGGGCUUCUCAACGAGAAAGGUAAAGUGUGGGUCUUCAACACGGACACGAAUUCAUGGUCAAGUCUGGAUGCUGCUGUGGGAGACGUGCCAAAGGCGAGAUAUUUUGCAGCUGCUACUGCAAGUACACAGCCUCAGCCUGAGCAUCAGAGGACCGAUGAGAAUGUAGCUCCACAGCUGCCUCCUGAUCCGGCGAAGAUGGUGCCUGAACCUUUGAGCCCGAGCACGUAUGGCACUUUCGUUUUGUUGGGAGGUAUAUGUGAAGGUGAAGACAGGUAA
Aureobasidium musti is the source of this 702-nucleotide messenger RNA. The record is from the annotation of a GenBank genome assembly. Lineage: Eukaryota; Fungi; Ascomycota; Dothideomycetes; Dothideales; Saccotheciaceae.